AUGGCGGAAACAAAGCUGUCUAAAAAAAAGAAUACAAAAAUAUUAAAUAAAAAACAAUUGAAAUAUAUUAAAUAUGGAUGUAUGCUAAUUAAAGAAAUAGAUACUAUUAAUAUAUUUUAAAUAGGUGGAGACAUUACCAUAGAUAUAAAUUAAAUAUUAAAUGGAGAUCAUAUAAAUGCGAUAUCUACUAUGAAUGAAUUUAUUAAGGUUAAAAAAGUGAAUUUAUGCAAUUAAUCGAAAUUUUUAGAGAUUUAUCUGGAUGGAGAUGUUUAUAUGAGAAACGAUUUAUCACUUCCUCUUAAAUUACUUAAAGAUAGUCAUUAAAAAGAGCUUUUUCAUCUUGCUGAUGUGAUGGAAUAAUAUCAAUAAAUAUUAUAUAAAAAAUAAUUUGAAGACAAUAAGUAGAGCUCAGAAUAGCAAACUUAAGAAAUUAUUAUUAAAAUGGAAAAUAAUCUUAAUGAGCCAGAAUGUGAUGAAUUCCAUGGAUGGAACUUUGAAAAGAGUACAGAAAAGGCAGAAAAAGUAAUGAAUGAUAUUAAUUAAUCUUUGAAUAAUUAAGAGCAUUUUUACGCCUUUAUUCUGUUUAAAGGGGAAAAGAAUGAUUAAAUCAAACAAAGAAUUUGUUAUUCUACUUAUGUUUUGAGAGAUUUUGUAUGCUUAAAUGAUGAAUAGAUUUCUUAUAUUGCUUUAAGAAAACCAAUAGUAUCUAUAUACAAAUAUAAACAUUAGUAUGUUGAUUAUUUGUUUAAUAGAAUUAAUUGUUAAAUUAGACUACUAAAAUAAGGAAAAAGCGAUUUAGACUGUUUCAGAAAAGGACUUACUUUUUUAGGAUAAGAAACAGUUGAUUAUAUAAGUAUUGAUAACCUAAGUGUUAAAGUAAACUAAGUUUAAUAUUUAUAUGUUUUAAGCAACUAUAAAUAUAAAAUGGAUGACACAUUAUUAUUAAUCAAGUGGCUUCCAAUAGCCAAUCAAUCUGCUUCUUAAGUUUUAUAAGGAAUGAGAGAUUUAAAAAAAUAUUUAAAUGAACAAUAAAACUAGCAACUAAAUCCAUUACUAAAUGGAUCAAUAUACAAUGAUUAAAAGUAUUUAAAAUAGUCAUAAUUAUUCCGUGAAAAAUACUAUUCUAUAAUUGAUAAUUACAUGUAUCAUGAUUUUUAAGAAUUCCUAUGA
Molecule: messenger RNA, 1170 nt
Organism: Tetrahymena thermophila SB210
Lineage: Eukaryota; Ciliophora; Oligohymenophorea; Hymenostomatida; Tetrahymenidae
Exons: 1
Source: RefSeq, a predicted model, not a curated record